Molecule: messenger RNA, 2181 nt
Organism: Klebsormidium nitens
Lineage: Eukaryota; Viridiplantae; Streptophyta; Klebsormidiophyceae; Klebsormidiales; Klebsormidiaceae
Source: the annotation of a GenBank genome assembly
AUGGCGUUCAACGCGUCCACCCCCGGGAGGUCGAGCCCCCGAGACCUCACCGACAGCGGGAGCCUCUUCCGCGAGUUUGAUCCCACCGCCUUUUCCCGUUCAAUCAAGAGCGACCGCUCCCCCUGGGCCGCAACAUCGUCUUCCAGGGGGGCGCGCGCAUGGGCUCCCCAAUACCUGCCAGCAGACCCCCCUACAAGGGAAGGUGGCAGUCGGGAGGUUGGCGCGAGAGACCCCAGUCGCCCUGAGCGUCCCCCUUACGUUCCCUCCAAGCCCUCCGCACGUCCUCCCCCCACCUCGGCAAGGGACUUCUCAAGCGCCCCCACACGCGGCGGCCCCACAUUGGAUCACGCGCCCCGAAUGCACCUGACGCGGCUGCUGGCGGCAUCUGGCGCAAGGGGCCUGGAGGUUGUUACGAGGAUGGCGAAAUUGGGCAAAUCUGGGAGCCAGAAGGAAACCAAUGAUCUGUACAAAGGGCUGGCAGCGAUCGGUGGUCUAGACGCGGUGCACGCUGCUGCAUCUCUUCUCGGCGAUGACGUCAACCUUGCCAGAGUCAAUGGUACUACUGGGCCCCGUGCGACUCGCGGCCUGAUUUCGCCCCUUGCGGCUGCCUUUGGUCUGAACACUCAGGCCGACUUUGACGCGCUCACCCAGGGACUGGCUCAGCUGGGAGGCGUCGCUCUAGUUGCCGACGUAGCGGCGGCCGAACCCGAGAUGCAGGCAGUCGACGAGAACCUGCACGACCUCGAGAACGCGAUUGGGGCGGACCUCGGGCUGCCACCCCAAACCCGCGGCUCGCGCGCGGGCCUCCCCGAUGACGUCACCGCGACGCUCCAGCAGGCUGGUUUGGGCGCUCUUUCGGACGGCAUCAGUUGGGCGUCCGGCGGAAAGGCGUCCGUCGAUCGCGUGCUGGCGACGGUGGGCCCUGCUGGCGCGGAGAUCGUGCGGUUCCUGGCGGAAGAGAGGGGCGCCGUGCGCGACGCCGCCAAAAACGAGGCCCUCGCGCAGAUCGCGGCGCUGGGCGGCGUGGAGGGGCUGCACGCGGCCGCGGUCGCGACCGGGGACAGAGGUCUAUUCGGCGACAUCUUCGGCGGGAUCGCAAACGGCGCCAUGUUUUGGUGUCUGCUUCUUUCCUCACGCCUAGUUCUAAGUCACCGCGCCUUUCUUCGUCGGUUUGCAGGUCUUUUCGGCGACAUCUUCGGCGGGAUCGCAAACGUCGGCAUGGGGAUCCUACAGGGCGGUAUGGGCGGCGGCCUACCGGGCGCUCUCAUGGGGGGCGCCGGGGCGGGCCUCAACCUAGUUGGCAGCCUGAUCGGCAACCGGGACAUCGAAGCCAAGGCUGCGGAGAGCAACGUCGUGCUCGCCAACCUAGUUGCCGUGGCCGGGCCCCGGGGGAUCCCCCUGGUCGCCGAACUGCAGAGGACAACUGACGACGCCAAGAUCGGGCUGGCGUACCAGGCGAGGCUCUUGAGGCCGCUGAAGAAUUAUUUGCAAUCUUUCCGCUUGGCGUACCUCGCGGGCGACGACGCCCCGAGCGCGCUCGCGGCCGCGGCGCAGCUUUCCGGCGACCGCGGCCUGCUGGACAUGCUGAAGACGGCCGCCGGAAAGGCGGGCAGCUGGGCCGCCAAGACCGGGACGGCGCUCGCCAAGGACGCCGCCAAGCAGGCGAUCCACGGAGCGCUCGACGCGUUCAACAGCGGUGCCACGUGGCAGGACUCUCUGCAGGCGGGCUUCGAUCGCGUCAAGAACGAGUCGACGAUCGGCAAAGCCGGCAGCGCGGCCGCGGGUUUCCUGGGCGGCGGCUCCCGGAGCGUGGAGCGUUCCCGUUCCGCUCCCGACACCGGUUCCGGUUCCGAUUCCGACCUCACCGAAGACCAGCGGAGCGCCCUGCAGCAGCUGGAGAACCACCCCGAGAUCAAUCCGUUGCUUUUGAAGCAGGCCCACCUUUUGGCGACCAGUUCCGAGUCGGAGCUCCUCCCCGGCACCCGGAGCAUGAUCCAGGGCGCGCUGAUCGGCAAACUAGGGAUGGCGGCAGGGGAGCCCAUCGUCGAGGCGCUGGAGAACCGGACGUACCUUGGAAACGACGACGAUGCCACCGAGAAAGUCUCACGGGCAAUUAGUGGCGGGAUUGCUCGUGCGCGGAGCCUGGCGGGGACGGCUGGCACGAUGACCUUUGGUGGCUAG